Ordospora colligata OC4 is the source of this 2118-nucleotide messenger RNA. RefSeq lists its product as uncharacterized. The record is from RefSeq and is a predicted model, not a curated record. The coding region runs from base 1 to 2118 and encodes 705 amino acids. The transcript has a single exon. NCBI's taxonomy places the organism in Eukaryota, Fungi, Microsporidia, Ordosporidae.
AUGGAAGUUACAAAAAAUGAAAGGGAGAUGGAGGCUCGUAGCAAAGGAUUCGGAAUGUACCUGAGACUUAAAAAGAUGCCACAGGGUGUCAUUAUUGAAGACGACAUACAUACAUAUUUUGCAAAGAAAUUAAAUAGCGAGGGAGAAGUAGUAGAUACAUUACUUGGAAUCAUAGAGAUACUAAGAAUAAGUGCACCCAAGUGCUUUCUAAGCAAGGACGAAAUGAACAGAUUCUUUGGAUUGCUGAUAAAAAUUCUUCCUAGUGAAAAGAUAAACUUAGAGAAUUUCAUUGAAUACAGGAUGUCAAGUCUACUCACAGACAAAGGAUUGAUUAUGAAGCUUGUUAGGUUAAUAGGAUGUGUUUCUGGGGCAGCAAAGCAAUACUUGAAGGAGAUGAUUAUUGUGUUAAUAGAGGAAAAGCCUGAAAGCAUAGUGAAGGAAAUAAUCAAAAUACUUCUUGGACAUAUUGCGAGAGAUGAAAGCAUAAAUAGUGUGAUUGAAGCUACCAAAGAAGCAUCGAUGCCUAUUGUUGAAAUAUUGAUGGAAGGAUUUGAUGAUAAGAAAUAUGUUGAUAUAUAUUCGAGUCUUACAUUGAAUAAAAGCCUGUGUAUAAGAAAUAUAAGAGGAUGCAACAAAGUUAAGUACUUGAAGUCUGCAGUGUGUGGGCAGAAUUUUGAAAAGCUGUUUAGUAUUUAUGGAGCAGAUAGAAGUAAAGAGGUAAUUAUGCUACUUGCUGAUAACUGUAGUUAUAUCAAUAGAGAUGCAUUUAAUAGAAUGAUAAACAAUAAUGAUGAGAAUGUAAGAAUCAAACUGUUGGAAAAGAUAACGUUUGAUGAUAUUGCUUUGAAUGGCUUGGAGAUGCAUGAGCGAGUACUUGAUUUGAGUGACUGUGUUAGAAGCCGAGUUUUUGAGGUAUUUAACGAAGGAGUUUGUAAAUACAAAGAGUGUUUGAUAAAUUCUAUUUGUGAUUGUAAGCGAAAGCCUGAGUUAGAAGAUAUUGAUGGAAAUUCAAAAUGUUUAUUAAGAUUUGUAGAGUUUAUAUUGAAAGGAAUGUUCACGGGAAGAAAGCAGGAAUAUGUUAAUGUAAUGAUCAGAGCAGAACUGCCAUGGAAGGUUUAUUUCCAAUUGUGUGCCUUCAAGGGAUUGCAUGAAUUUCUUGAGUUAUCAAAUGGAAAACUUAAGACUAAUAAUGAAGACUUUCCAAUCAAUACAGAAGAAAGAAGGUUUUAUAUCAAAUAUUUCUUUUGUGGAUCGGUACCUGACUGUGAGAUCAUGAAGCUAAUAGAGGUUGAUGUUUUAUCUGCGCUGGAAUACUUGAAAUACAGAAAUAUACAUGAAUAUGCAGAUAUUUUAAUAUCAAAGCUAAUUACAUAUAGAAACAGAAGCAGCGAUGUGAUUGUAAUGAUUGAUGAUUUGAAACCAUAUUUAUAUGAGAAGAAAUGGCAUUUAGCGCCAAGGUCAGAUACAGAGCUUUUAAUUUAUGCACACUCAAAGUAUGUCACUCAAUACAUUGAUUAUGUUCAGCAACAGGAAGUUUCAUUUGCAAUGCUAUAUUUCUUAUCUUGUAUGAAACUACCUAUUGAUGUUCUUGGACCGCUAGUGCUAAAUUAUAAGGGUAGCUGCGAGGAGCAUGUGGAAAUACAAUUGGCAUAUAACGAUAGAAGAAUGUUAAAAGAGCGCAUAGGAUAUUUCAUGAAUUCAAAACUAAGUGAGAGUCUGAAAAGGAGAUUGUUGAGUAGUAGAAGCUUUGUUGGAUCCAUGAUAUAUUUUGUGAAUACUGGGCAAGUUGCAAUAAGGAAUAUGGAGUUUUUUGUCUGGUCUAUUUAUCUUAUUUGCAUGGAUUGUAACAAUGCAUCUAAAGCUAGGGAAAUAUACGAAACUUAUGUCAUGAAAGUGGAUAUAGAAACAUUCAAUAAGUUUUAUACUGUAUGCUCAAAGUUAAAGAAUAUGUCACCACGAUAUGCUGAUAGUGAUUAUGCAGAAAAAGACUUGCUUACAAGCAGUAGCCAGCAGAUGCUACAGCUGAUAUGCAAUACAAUUAUAUCAGUACGAGCAGGCGAGAUUGUUGAAGUACAUGCUGAUUUGCAUAUGUUCUACGAAAGCGCUGGAUCCAUAUAG